GAAAAGUCCGUUUCGACAACAACACAGAAGUUCAGCUUUCUGUCACGUUGUAAUGGGGUCAACAACACCAUUUUUCUCUUUUUAAGCAACAUAUCUGUCUCUUACGACACUAUUGGCAUAUCUGCGUAUGGCAAUAUUUAUUCGCUGACAUUUGAGAAGCGUUUAAUUAGCAAAAGAGGUUUGAACACAUCAUAGAACCUAACGCCAGGGGUAUUUUACCGUGACAUUGGCUGCAAACUGUUGUCACGAUGGUUCUUCAAAAUAGUGGAAAAUACAAAUCAGAGCGCGGACAAAAGGGUGACCAGGAUAACCAACAGGAUGAUGGGUCAUCCAUGUCGGCCGUCAAACGGCUGGAGCGUAUUCAUUUCACCGACGAGAUGGAUAACCGCUUUGGAUUCGAAAGAAUGAAAGACCCAGGAGAAAAAACCGGUUGGCUGAUCAACAUGCACCCUGCUGAAAUCCUGGACGAUGACAAGAGAAUGGUCAGUGCUGUUGACUAUUACUUCAUCCAGGACGACGGCCGCAGGUUCAAGGUGGCCCUUCCAUUCAAACCCUACUUUUACAUAGCCACCAAAAAGAACUGUGAGAGGGAGGUUAUUUCUUUUAUAUCCAAGAAGUACCAAGGGAAGGUGGCAAAGCUUGAGGUAGUUCCCAAGGAAGACCUGGAUCUGCCUAAUCAUCUGGUUGGCCUGAAGAGGACCUACAUCAAGCUGUCUUUUACCACCGUGGACGACCUCACCAAGGUCAAGCGGGAGAUAUCUCCGGCCGUGCGCAAGAACAGAGAGAGGGAGAAGUCGAACGAGACCUACACCUCCAUGCUGUCAAGUGCCUUGGCAGGUGGCAGCGUCGGGACCGGCGAGGAAGAUGGCAUGUCCAAGAAAAUCUCCGACCAGAUGGACAACAUAGUGGACAUGAGGGAGUACGACGUGCCCUACCAUGUCCGCCUCUCCAUCGACCUCAAAAUCCACGUGGCUCACUGGUACAACGUGAGGUACCGAGGCAGCGCCUACCCUCCUGAGAUAGUGCGGAGAGACGACCUGGUGGAGCGACCUGAUCCGGUGGUUCUGGCCUUUGACAUUGAGACCACCAAACUGCCUCUCAAGUUCCCGGACGCAGAGACCGACCAGAUUAUGAUGAUCUCCUACAUGAUCGAUGGCCAGGGCUACCUGAUCACCAACAGAGAGAUCGUCUCAGAGGACAUCGAGGACUUUGAGUUCACUCCCAAACCAGAGUACGAGGGGCCGUUCACUGUCUUCAAUGAGCCUGAUGAGGCCGGUCUCAUCCAGAGAUGGUUCGAGCAUGUCCUGGAAACCAAGCCAAACAUCUUUGUCACGUACAACGGAGACUUCUUUGAUUGGCCCUUCGUGGAGACAAGGGCUGCUCACCAUGGACUCAACAUGUAUAAUGAGAUCGGCUUCCAGAAGGACAACCAGGGGGAGUACAAGGCCACGCAAGCCAUACACAUGGACUGCUACCGGUGGGUGAAGAGAGACAGCUACCUGCCGGUGGGCAGCCAAAACCUGAAGGCGGCCGCCAAGGCCAAGCUGAGCUACGACCCCGUGGAGCUGGACCCUGAGGAGAUGUGCCGCAUGGCCACCGAGGAGCCCCAGACUUUGGCCACCUACUCUGUGUCUGACGCCGUGGCAACGUAUUAUCUGUACAUGAAAUAUGUUCAUCCCUUCAUCUUCGCUCUCUGCACCAUCAUUCCGAUGGAGCCUGACGAGGUGCUGCGUAAGGGAUCAGGGACGCUGUGUGAGGCUCUGCUCAUGGUGCAGGCCUUCCACGCCAACAUCGUGUUCCCCAACAAGCAGGAGCAGGUCUUCAACAAGAUGACGGACAACGGCCACGUCCUGGACUCGGAGACUUACGUCGGGGGCCACGUGGAGGCCCUGGAGUCCGGGGUGUUCCGCAGCGACAUCCCCUGCCGCUUUAAAAUGAACCCGGCUGCGUUCGACUUCCUGCUCCAGCGCGUGGAGCGCACGCUCCGCCACGCCAUCGAGGAGGAGGAGAAGAUCCCCCUGGAGCAGGUCACCAACCUGAACGAGGUGUGCGACGAGAUCAAGAAGAAGCUGAUCUCUCUGAAGGAGGUUCCCAACAGGAUCGAGUGCCCCCUCAUUUACCAUCUGGACGUGGGAGCCAUGUACCCCAACAUCAUCCUUACCAACAGACUUCAGCCGUCGGCCAUGGUGGACGAGGCCACGUGCGCCGCCUGCGACUUCAACAAGCCCGGCGCCACCUGUCAGAGGAAGAUGGCGUGGCAGUGGAGGGGCGAGAUCAUGCCCGCCAGCCGCAGUGAGUUCCACCGUAUCCAGCAGCAGCUGGAGUCUGAGAAGUUCCCGCCGUUCUUCCCCAACGGCCGGCCCCGUGCCUUCCACCAGCUCAACCGCGAGGAGCAGGCGCGCCACGAGAAGAAACGUCUGGGAGACUACUGCAAGAGAGCCUACAAGAAGGUGCACCAGACCAAGCUGGAGGAAAGGGUCACCACCAUCUGCCAGAGAGAGAACUCCUUCUAUGUGGACACCGUGAGAGCAUUCAGGGACCGCAGAUAUGAGUUCAAGGGGCUUCACAAGGUGUGGAAGAAGAAGCUGUCUGCUGCCCAGGACAGUGGAGACGCAGUGGAGGUGAAGCGCUGUAAGAACAUGGAGAUCCUCUAUGACUCCCUGCAGCUGGCCCACAAGUGUAUCCUCAACUCCUUCUACGGCUACGUCAUGAGGAAGGGGGCUCGCUGGUACUCCAUGGAGAUGGCUGGGAUCGUGUGCUACACCGGAGCCAACAUCAUCACCCAAGCUAGGGAGAUCAUUGAACAGAUAGGGAGGCCCUUGGAGUUGGACACUGACGGGAUCUGGUGCGUGUUGCCCAACACCUUCCCCGAGAACUUUGUGAUCAAGACGAGCAACGAGAAGAAACCCAAGGUGACCAUCUCGUACCCGGGGGCCAUGCUGAACAUCAUGGUGAAGGAGGGCUUCACCAACGAGCAGUACCAGGAGCUGGUGGACCCCGCCUCUCUGACCUACGAGACACGGGCGGAGAACAGCAUCUUCUUCGAGGUGGAUGGGCCCUACCUGGCCAUGAUCCUGCCCGCCUCCAAGGAGGAGGGGAAGAAGCUGAAGAAGAGGUAUGCGGUGUUCAAUGAGGAUGGCUCCCUGGCCGAGCUGAAGGGCUUCGAGGUGAAGAGGAGGGGGGAGCUGCAGCUCAUCAAGAUCUUCCAGUCGUCCGUGUUCGAGGCCUUCCUCAAGGGCACCACCCUGGAUGAGGUGUACGCUUCCGUGGCCAAGGUGGCCGAUUACUGGCUGGACGUGCUCUACAGCAAGGCGGCUAACAUGCCUGACGCCGAGCUGUUCGAGCUGAUCUCGGAGAAUCGCUCCAUGUCCAGGAAGCUGGAGGACUACGGAGAGCAGAAGUCCACCUCCAUCAGCACGGCCAAGCGCCUGGCGGAGUUCCUGGGGGACCAGAUGGUGAAGGACGCCGGGCUGAGCUGUCGCUACAUCAUCUCCCGCAAGCCAGAGGGCGCCCCCGUCACAGAGAGGGCCAUCCCCCUGGCCAUCUUCCAGGCAGAGCCCAGCGUCAAGAAGCACUUCCUGCGCAAGUGGCUGAAGACGCCCAGCCUCCACGACCUGGACAUCCGCACUAUCCUUGACUGGAACUAUUACAUAGAGAGGCUGGGCAGUGCCAUCCAGAAGAUCAUAACCAUCCCAGCUGCUCUGCAGCAGGUGAAGAACCCUGUUCCCAGAAUUCGCCACCCAGACUGGCUCCACAAGAAGCUGCUGGAGAAGAACGACAUCUACAAGCAGAAGAAGAUCAGCGAGCUCUUCACCAGCGAAGGGAAGAGACAGGUGGCCCACCAGCCCCUGGGGGAGGGGCAGGCAGCAGACAUGGAGGACUUCGGACAGGCCCCGCGGCCCCUGCAGCCAGCCAUCCUGAUCAGCACCAAGCGCAGGCGUCCGUCCCAGGGGGAGGAUAGCCAGGUGGAGUCCCAGGACACGGAGCUCACCCAGUCCUGGAGGGAGAUCCUGGGGGCUCCCCCUCCCAUGGGGGACACACAGGAGGAGCGCCUGGUGUGGCUGCGCUACCACAAGAAGAAGUGGGAGCUGCAGCUGAAGCAGAGGAAGGAGAGGAGGAAGAGGAGGAGGCUGCUGGACGGCCAGCCGCAGCCCGUGGGCGGAGGCCUGAUCAGGGACGGACCCACCACCGGCUUGGGGGGCUUCCUGCGCAAGACGGCCCGCAGCGUGCUGGACAUGCCCUGGCAGGUCGUACAGAUCGCAGAGACCAGCCACCCAGGCCUGUACAAGCUGUGGGCUGUGAUCGGCAACGACCUCCACUGUAUGAAGCUCAACAUCCCCAGGGUGUUCUACGUCAACCAGAAGGUCCCCAAGCAGGAGGAGGGAGCCACCUACAAGAAGGUGAACAGGAUGCUGCCUCGCUCCAACAUGGUGUACUUCCUGUACCAGUACUCUGUGCCUGAGGACAUGUACCAGCAGAACAUCAACGAGAUCAACGCCGACCUCUCCGCCCCGGACAUUGAGGGCGUCUACGAGACCCAGGUGCCCCUGCUGUUCCGAGCGCUGGUCCAGCUGGGCUGCAUGUGCAUGGUCAACAAGCAGGUGGUGAGGGACCUGGCAGGCCGGGAAGCCGACACCUUCGACCUGGAGCACCUGGAGAUGAGGUCACUGGCCCAGUUCAGCUACCUGGAGCCCGGAAGUGUUCGUCACAUCUACCUGUAUCACCACAGCCAGGGGCACAAGGCUCUGUUUGGCCUGUUCAUCCCCUCUCAGCGCAAGGCCAGCGUCUUCGUCCUGGACACGGUCCGCAGCAACCAGAUGCCCAACCUGAGCUCUGUGUACGGGGUGGAGCGCUCCGCCCUCCUGGAGAAGACCAGCGAGGACCUGCUGCCCCCUGAGAAGCACAGCUUCGAGGUGCGGGCGGAGAGCGACGUCAAGGCCAUCCACCGCGCCCUGCAGCGCAUCCUGCUCAACUACAAGGAGGAACACCGGGGCCCCACUCUGGUGGCGGUGCAGUCGAACUGGGAGCUGCGGCGUCUGGCAGCGGGCAUGCCGGUGCUGGAGGAGUUCCCGGUGGUGCCGGUACACGUGGUGGACGAGAUCAGCUACAACGUGCUGGACUGGCAGAGGCACGGGGCCCGCCGCAUGCUGCGACACUACCUCAACCUGGACAGCUGCCUGUCACAGGCCUUCGACAUGGCCAGGUACUACCACCUGCCUGUGGGGAACCUGCCACAAGACGUGUCCAUCUUUGGCUCGGACCUGUUUCUGGCCAGACACCUGCGCAAGCACAACCACCUGCUGUGGCUGUCCCCCACGUCCAGGCCCGACCUGGGGGGCAAGGAGGCCGACGACAGCCGCCUGGUCAUGGAGAGCGACGACAGGGGCUCUGUGGAGAUCAACGCUCAGGGCUGCUACUCCACAGUGUGUGUGGAGCUGGACCUCCAGAGCCUGGCGGUGAACACCAUCCUGCAGUCCCAGCACGUCAACGACAUGGAGGGGGGCGCCAGCCUGGGCGUCAGCUUCGACGUCAUCCAGCAGGCCUCCCUGGAGGAGAUGAUGUCCGGGAACCAGGGUGCCAGCGCCGUGGCCAGCUACGACGAGACGGCGCUCUGCUCCAACACCUUCAGGAUCCUGAAGAGCAUGGUGGUCGGCUGGGUGCGGGAGAUCACCCAGUACCACAACGUCUACGCGGACAACCAGGUGAUGCACUUCUACCGCUGGCUGCGUUCCCCCAGCUCUCUGCUCUAUGACCCCGCCCUCCACCGCACCCUCCACAACAUGAUGAAGAAGGUCUUCCUGCAGCUGGUGGCAGAGUUCAAGAGGCUGGGCUCCACGGUAGUGUACGGGAACUUCAACAGAAUCAUCUUGUGUACCAAGAAACGCAGGAUCGACGAUGCUAUCGGCUACGUGGAGUACAUCACCAACAGUAUUCACUCCAGGGAGAUUUUCCACUCCUUGUCCAUCUCGUUCUCCCGGUGCUGGGAGUUCAUCCUGUGGAUGGAUCCUUCCAACUUUGGAGGGGUGAAGGGAAAGCUGCCCUCCAGCCUUCUUUAUGGAGAGGACGGAGCGACCCGGAAGAAGAGGAAGGGAAAAGAGGAGGGAGAGGAGGGGGACAGCGAGGAGGAGGAGGAGGAUGGGGAUCAGCAGGAGGAGGAAGAUGGAGACGGGGAGACAGACGAGGUGGAGGAGAUGAUAGAGAGUAGCUGGAACAUCAUGCAGUACCUGCCCCAGACUGCCUCCUGCCAGAAGUACUUCCUCAUGAUCGUCUCAGCCUACAUCGCUGCGGUCUACCACAGCAUGAGGGAGGAGCUUAGACGCAACGCUCCCGGAGCCACGCCCAUCAAGAGGCGGGGUGGAAGCCAGGCGUCGCAGCCAGCAGGAGACCUGAGUGCACUUCCUGGUAUGAUCUCCUUCUCCCAGGAGUACGUGGCCAGCGAGCUGACCCAGAACUUCUUCACCAUCACCCAGAAGAUCCAGAAGAAGGUGACUGGAACAAGGAGUGGAGCCCAGCCCUCAGAGAUGUUCCCCGUCCUGCCUGGCUCCCACCUGCCUCUCUCCAACCCUGCCCUGGAGUUCAUCAAAUACGUGUGCCAGGUCCUCUCCCUAGACGGCAACGUUGUGAACCAGGUGAACAAGCUGAAGAGGGACCUGCUCCGUCUGGUGGACGUGGGCGAGUUCUCCGAGCAGAGCCAGUUCCGCGACCCCUGCAACUCCUACAUCCUGCCGGAGGUCAUCUGCCACCAGUGCAACUUCUGCCGCGACCUCGACCUCUGCAAGGACCCCACUGUGGGCCAGGAUGGCUCCAUCCUGCCCCACUGGUUCUGCUCUAACUGCCAGACCCAGUAUGAGACUGAGUCCAUCGAGAUGUCGCUGGUGGACGCCCUGCAGAAGAAGCUGAUGAGCUACACUCUGCAGGACCUGGUGUGUUCCAAGUGUAAGGGAGUGAAGGAGGCCAACAUGCCUGUAUACUGCAACUGUGCUGGAGACUUCACCCUCACGUUCCCCACAAAGAGCUUGUCCGAGCAGAUCAGAGUGUUCCGGAGCAUCGCGGGUCACUACAGCAUGAGCUUCCUGGAGGAGACCAUCGAUUGGCUGCUCUCCAUGAGCCCGCAGAUCAGCGAGACGACGACACACUGACGGGAACGUCGACCGCUGCCUGUGACCCUUCUGAGGAGGAUCCUGGACCACACUCUGACACGGAGAGGCGCCCAGGAGCGCCGGUCAACAUGGCCGAUCAGCGCGCGUCGCUAAACUUGAUCAUCUGCGUGAUUGUUCUGAUGAAGCGCAGAUCGUGCUUCUUUGCUUUUUUUCUGUUGAUGUCACACAUUAUGUACUGUUCUACUAAGACAAGUCAUUGUAAAUAUAGUGAUUUUUUACAGAAAAGCUGAAAAGGAUGAUGCUAAGAAGAGAUCAUUGUUUCCCUUUUGUCAAUAAAUAUUUUUGUAUGUGG
Molecule: messenger RNA, 7452 nt
Organism: Hypomesus transpacificus
Lineage: Eukaryota; Metazoa; Chordata; Actinopteri; Osmeriformes; Osmeridae
Gene: pole
Product: polymerase (DNA directed), epsilon
Exons: 49
Coding region: 249-7139 (2296 amino acids)
Biological process (GO): leading strand elongation; nucleotide-excision repair, DNA gap filling; base-excision repair, gap-filling
Cellular component (GO): epsilon DNA polymerase complex; nucleus
Molecular function (GO): zinc ion binding; DNA binding; nucleotide binding
Source: RefSeq, a predicted model, not a curated record